Messenger RNA from Zingiber officinale, 2571 nucleotides. RefSeq names its product potassium transporter 8-like. Gene Ontology annotation, biological process: potassium ion transmembrane transport. The transcript is spliced from 10 exons. Gene Ontology annotation, molecular function: potassium ion transmembrane transporter activity. The coding region runs from base 112 to 2502 and encodes 796 amino acids. Gene Ontology annotation, cellular component: membrane. Lineage: Eukaryota; Viridiplantae; Streptophyta; Magnoliopsida; Zingiberales; Zingiberaceae. The record is from RefSeq and is a predicted model, not a curated record.
AAGCUGACACACGGUCUCAUUCCUUCUGUGGUCGAUAAUGGCGUCCACCUCCGCUCGCACUGCCAUGGUGCCAUGGAACCUGACCCAUUCUGAUAGCAGACAAGCCAGUGAAUGAUACCCACCACCGCACUCUUCCCUCAAUCAAUUCCACUCCUCCAAUUCUUGGCGGUGCUCAUGACGACGGACGUCGAAUCCAAUGCUUUCGAGGAGACGAGGCAGCGGCGGAGCGGCUCGUGGCGGGUGGUGCUGUCGCUGGCGUACCAGAGCCUGGGCGUGGUCUACGGCGACCUUGGCACGUCGCCGCUGUACGUGUACAAGAGCACGUUUGCGGAGGACAUCCACCACUCGGAGAGCAACGAGGAGAUCUACGGCGUGCUCUCCUUCGUCUUCUGGACGCUCACCCUCGUGCCGCUGCUCAAGUACGUCUUCAUCGUGCUCCGCGCCGACGACGACGGCGAGGGCGGCACCUUCGCGCUCUACUCGCUCCUCUGCCGGCACGCCCGCGUCGGGUUCCUCCCCAACGGCCAGCGCGCGGACGAGGAGAUUUCCGCCUACAAGAAGACGGACGACGCCGGCGCCGGAGGGGAGGCGUCGCCCUCGGGGCUGAAGGCGGCGCUGGAGAGGCACCAGGUGCUGCAGAAGUUGCUGCUGCUACUUGCCCUAAUUGGCACGUGCAUGGUCAUCGGCGACGGAGUCCUCACGCCGGCGAUUUCCGUUUUCUCGGCGGUUUCAGGGCUCGAGCUUUCCAUGUCCAGGGAACACCACAAAUAUGUUGAAGUUCCUAUAGCAUGUCUAAUACUGAUCUGUUUGUUCGCCCUGCAACAUUAUGGAACGCAUCGAGUCGGGUUCUUGUUUGCCCCGAUAGUUAUCGUUUGGCUUCUAUGCAUCAGUUCGAUCGGUGUUUAUAACAUUUUCCACUGGAAUCCACAUGUUUAUCAAGCAUUGUCUCCAUACUACAUGUACAAGUUCUUGAAAAAAACUCAAAGAGCAGGCUGGAUGUCCUUGGGUGGGAUUCUAUUAUGCAUAACAGGUUCAGAAGCCAUGUAUGCAGAUUUGGGACAUUUCUCACAGUUAUCUAUCAAGAUUGCUUUUACGUUCGUGGUUUAUCCAUCGUUGAUCCUAGCAUAUAUGGGACAAGCAGCUUAUUUGUCCAGACACCACACCAUUGCCAAUGACUAUAGAAUUGGAUUCUAUGUCUCGGUACCAGAGCAAAUAAGGUGGCCUGUUCUAGUUAUAGCUAUACUCGCGGCGGUCGUAGGAAGCCAAGCCAUUAUUACUGGUACCUUCUCGAUAAUCAAGCAGUGCUCAGCUUUGGGUUGUUUUCCUCGAGUGAAGAUCGUUCAUACAUCUGCCAAAUUUCAUGGACAAAUAUACAUCCCCGAGAUUAACUGGAUACUAAUGAUACUGUGUUUGGCAGUGACAAUUGGUUUCAGGGACACAAAGCAUAUGGGUAAUGCUGCAGGGUUGGCUGUGAUUACGGUCAUGCUGGUUACGACUUGCUUGAUGUCGUUAGUGAUAGUUUUGUGCUGGCACAAGAGCAUAUUUGUGGCACUAUCCUUCAUCCUCUUCUUUGGAACGAUUGAGGCUCUUUACUUCUCGGCUUCAGUCAUCAAGUUCUUGGAAGGAGCAUGGGUUCCUAUCGCGCUUUCCUUCAUCUUCAUGCUAAUCAUGUACGUUUGGCACUAUGGCAUGCUCAAGAAGUAUGAAUUCGACGUCCAAAAUAAGGUCUCGAUCGAUUGGCUCCUCAGCCUCAGUCCUAGUCUCGGCAUCGUGCGCGUCAAUGGCAUCGGUCUCAUACAUACAGAGCUCGUGUCAGGAAUUCCAGCCAUAUUCUCCCACUUCAUUACCAAUCUACCUGCAUUCCAUCAGGUGCUUGUGUUCCUUUGCAUCAAGUCUAUCCCUGUGCCGCAUGUCCAACCAGAGGAGCGGUUCCUUGUCGGAAGGAUUGGUCCCAGGGAGCACAGGAUUUAUCGGUGCAUCGUUCGAUAUGGGUACCGUGAUGUGCACAAGGAUGAUUUGGAGUUCGAAAAGGACUUGGUGUUCAGUGUCGCGGAGUUUAUCAGGUCAGGGACACCGGGACAAAAUGACCAUGCCAACGAACCUGACAAAGUCGGUGAGAAAAUGACUGUCGUUGGAGCUGGAAUUCGGUUGCGAGAAUUGAAUGUUGAUCCAGACGAAGCAGCUGGCCCCUCCGAUUCAACAGAGAUACAGUCGGCCGUGAAAGGGUGCAGGAAGAAGGUGAGGUUCGUGCUGCCGGCUAGCGAGCAGAUGAAUGCGAGAGUGAGGGAGGAGUUGCAAGAGCUAAUGGAGGCACGAGAAGCGGGAAUGGCGUUCAUUCUCGGGCAUUGCUAUGUGAGGGCGAAGAGCGGAUCGGGAUUCAUCAAGAGGCUUGCGAUCAACGUCGGUUACGACUUCUUGAGGAGGAACAGCCGGAGUCCGGCGUAUGCAGUGAACAUACAACAUGCUUCUACUUUAGAGGUGGGAAUGGUCUACUAUGUUUGAACUGAGAGUGAGUCUGUUAUACACUUCCAUGUACAUUAAGGUUAUAGAUCAAGUUGCCUUCUCCCCAAA